AAAAUGACGAGAAAACGAAGAUUUUCAAAAAUAAAGGAGGAAGUUGUUGAUCAAAAACCUGCACUAACAAAGGAUCCUGAAAAUACUGUGGAGGAUGAAUUGCCAGCAUUAGAAUCCUGUGCAACAGAAAAAGAAGUAAAUGGUGAAGAGAAAGUUGAUGAUUUGAUAGCUGAACGUUGCAAUUUCCAUUUAUAUCAACCACUUGAAGUUCAGGCAAUGGCACAUUCUAAAUUUACAAAGAGGACGUAUGGAAAAGAAAAGGUUAGUUUUAAUGAAUUAAAUAAGUUGGAAUUUUUCGGUUUUGAGCUAGUAUGGGGUUUUCUGACUAGAGACUUUGACGAGAUAUCGAUCGAGGAUCUCAGGUAUCGAGAAUUUUUAGAGAUCUCGAUUCUCAUACAAAAAUUUUUCGAGAUUCCAUCGAGAUUUAACGAGACUUACGAUAUACUCUUGAUUAUCGAGAAUCGAUAUUUUUUGAGAUCUCGAUUCUUGUACGACAUUCCUGUCCGGUCUCUAUUUCCAACCGUUAAAAUUCUUAAAAUAACCUAUUUUAUAGAUGUAGAAUUUCUAAGUGACUUACAUAUCUCGUUUUCAUUGUCUUUAUAUUUAAUUAUCUUCAAUUUUAGUUCUGCUUCAACAGAAGAUGAGAAAAAAUUAAGUAUUUUGUCAUUUGUUGAAUUCUACAAUGCUUCAAAUCCGCCACUUCUUUUUCUUGAAAAAAGUAUACCUUUAUUAGACUCCCUUGGUUCACUUGUGUGGAUUGAUACUUGGGUUGUUGUUGGUGGAUUAUAUGGCCAAUUAUAUUUCUUUUCUCCUUUUACUACACGAUUUAGGAGAAUUCAACUUUGCCCAACAGAAAUUGUUUCAAUGGCACGUUUCGAUCAUGCUAACUUUUGUGUUAUUAGUAAAACUGGUCAAUUAAUUUUACUUGGAAGAAAUGAUGCAGAAACUGAUAUUUCUCUUGAUUUGGAUGAAAAACCAGUAACUAGCAGUAGUUCAAAUACUUCUUUUACUUCUGAAAGAAUUAAUCGGAUUCCAACAUUUACAACUAAAAAAUUAUUAAAUUUUGAUUCUGAUCGUUAUCCAACUUCUUUGGCUUGUACCAAGUGCAGGUAUAAAGCAACUCCAAAACAACAUCACAAACCUCACAGUAUUGCAAUUGGAAUGGUUAAUUGGUUAACUAUUUUGACUUUAAAUAAUGAAAAAAAUGUGGAUCAAAUGAAAAUUAUUUCUCGUCGGGAUAUUCAAUUACCUCAUAAUAAACAAGCUAAUAUAAUUAUUUGGUCACUUCUUUUCUUCAAUGAUUUUUUAUUUGUUGGUGAUUCUAUAGGGCAAGUAACCAUUUAUAAUCCAUCAAAUGGUGUUGUUUAUAAGAUUUUUAAAUCUCAUCAAGCACAUAUUUUGACAAUAGCUACAGAUUAUUUAAAUGUAUUUGCUUCUGGUGCUGAUUUUAGGAUACAAAUAUUCGCGAUGACAGGCAAAAAGAAAAAUGAUCCUAUGAGCUGGCUUAUGGUUGGUCAACGUCAAUUUCAUACCAAUGAUGUUCGGUCGUUGUGUGCAUUAAAUAGGCAAUGGCUGGUUUCUGGUGGUUUUGAGGGCUUUUUUGUGUCUAAUAGAGUUUUGUGUUGCAAACCUCAGAAAAGACCAGAAUGUGAUUUUUCCCCUGAUCGUGGUCUAAUAAUCACAAGACAGCUUAAUUACAUUGAUGUGUGGUACAAACCAGAUCAGUCUUCAGUCAUGGAUUUUUCUGACAUUAAACAAAGCAGAUAUUUAAAGUGCGUUUUAAACCCGAGGAGGUUAAUUAGAAUUCAAAGCGGAGACAUGGGAUUUGUUAAACAGUCAUGCAUUUCUCCUAAUGGGAAAUAUAUUUGCUUUGCUGGCACAAUAAAGGGGGCAAUCUCUGUCAUAGAAUUACAUGAAAAUGUUAUUGAAGAAUUAUUGAAAAGAGCAAUAGAAAAUAAAAAGAACGAAAUUAAUAUUGAAAAAGAGGAAGAUAAUUCAGAUAUAAAUCUAUUAAUUAAACAAUAUUGGAGUAAUCAAUUAAUUUCUAAAGAAGAUUUUGAAUUUAAAGGAGGGAAAACAGUUUUUGCAGUGCAAUGUACAAACAAUUAUUUAUAUUAUGCUACCGGUGAAUAUCAAUUAAUGAGACUUGAAUUGACCACAAAAACUUUGAUUACGAUUACACAUAAAUCUGAUUUUGGUCACAUAACAAAAAUUUGUGUUAAUCCUUCUGAAACGUCAUUAUUUGCACUAACAACAGAAGGAAGCUCGUUAUUAAUCAAUCUUAAUAAUGAUACUCCAAUAGAGCUUGAAAUGACAGAUCAGUCAAAAGAAUCAAAGUUAAUUAUAAUUGAAGACGAAAACAAUGAACCACAAAAUAAGACUAUAGUAAAACAACCAUCGUCUCUUUUUGCAGUACAACAACUCCAAGUUUUACCUUCAACAGCUCCAAAAAUCAUCUCCUUUUUUGACUGUCUAUUUAUUGAUGAUACAACAAUUGUCCUUUUGUCUUCAGAUUUGGAACAACAUUUUAUUUUAUAUAACGUUACUAAUGGUCAAAAAUUAGUAAAAUCAGCCUCUAAUCUUGGAUGUAAAGAUUUGGAAUGGAUUUCGAAUUUAAAUUGUCAAUCUGAUGAAAAUUGUCAACAAGCUAAUAUUCAUCAAUUAAUUGGAACCACAAACAAAGGACGUGUUUAUCUUAUCCAGAUUAAUGGCUUAAAUGAGGAACUAAAUAUUUAUGCAAUGCCAUUCCCUGAUAACACUGAAAAUAAUAAUUUUCUGUCUAAAAUCCCGGACCGCUGUAUUGAACCAUUCUGGAACCGUAAAUGUGCAAACGGUCAAAAACAUAUCGUACUCGUGGGCCACGAGGAAAUGAAGCCAACGGUAAUCCACAAAAAUCCAAUGAAUUUACGUUCUUUCAAGAAAUAG
Molecule: messenger RNA, 2925 nt
Organism: Meloidogyne enterolobii
Lineage: Eukaryota; Metazoa; Nematoda; Chromadorea; Rhabditida; Meloidogynidae
Source: the annotation of a GenBank genome assembly